AUGGAGGAACAAUUGUCUUCAGAAGGCGCACGGAUCUCCUCGAUGUCGGUGUCGGUGGCCCACGAGGCAUUAACUCGUGAUAUAACGCCCCUCAUAUUCAAGCAUUUCGUCGACAAGUAUUAUAACCUCAUCCUAUUGCCAAAUUGUCAUCCUGAGUACUACUGGACCUUUUUCCACGAACUCGAGCGACUACUCCCCGACUGUCGAAGUCUGCAGUAUACGGUCUUGGCCAAUGCUGCGUCACAUCUUCACUCGACCAUCGAAUCUUCCCAGAUGCAGGAACUCUCACUUACCUACUACCUACAAGCUUUGCAAGCCCUGCAAGGACUUCUUGGGUCAACUCCACAGCUGGAAAAUAACAACGGGUUGCUGAUCUCGAUAAUUCUACUGUACACCCUUGGAUCGACUAGCCAGGGCACUUACAGUGAUAUUCCUGGCCACAUGAAAGCAGCUGUGAAAAUCGUAACUCUGCGCCAUUUCAAGAGCCACGCAGUCAUGACCCAACCAUUUGAACGGCUUGUCCUGGAGAGCGUCCUAUUUUCAAUGUUUAUGGUAUCCAUGGGUCUAUGGUCAGACCAAUUCAACUCUGAUAAUACUUUCGACCUGAAUUUCUGGCUGCAUGCCGAACAGCUGCUAAACCGAAUGAACGCAUUCCCGGAUUCAUCCCCUGGCGUCGGUAGUCCGGUGAUCGGCGUGCCUGUCGGGCUACUGAAGCUUCUCCUUCUUAUCAGACAGCUGCGAUACGACCCAUCCGUCACAAGUGCGCACCUACUGAGCGACUUGAAGAGCGAAAUCUCCACUUGGAAGAGCUCCAUUAUUUGCACUCCUGGUCCCGAUUGCCCUGAAGAUGAUGAGUCGGAAGACCUUCGGUCGCGCAUCACUCGAGACGCUGCGUCCCUGUUCAUCAUCACCGCAUCCAUUCUCACGGAGCAAAUGAUUGCGGGUGAAUUGAAGACAACUAUUCCUCUAGUACAUGACUCUGGCUCAUGGGAAUUGCGCCGUGCUACGUCAAUAUUGAGGAAAUAUCAAGACAGCGAGACGUGGUCAAGAUUCUUCACUUCGAACGUUCCAGUCUAUACCAUCGGCUUCUUCGUUGUGGACAACGAGGACAUCAAACUCGUUCGGCAAGAUCUGCAGCGGAGAUGGGAUUUCACCAAGUUUGGCCAUAUUCUUCUGUGCCGCAGCGAUUUAGAAGCCACGUGGGCAAGACGAGGUUGUGGAGGCUGA
Exophiala aquamarina CBS 119918 is the source of this 1227-nucleotide messenger RNA. RefSeq lists its product as uncharacterized. The record is from RefSeq and is a predicted model, not a curated record. Bases 1 to 1227 code for a protein of 408 amino acids. NCBI's taxonomy places the organism in Eukaryota, Fungi, Ascomycota, Eurotiomycetes, Chaetothyriales, Herpotrichiellaceae. Gene Ontology annotation, biological process: positive regulation of transcription by RNA polymerase II. The transcript has 2 exons. Gene Ontology annotation, cellular component: nucleus. Gene Ontology annotation, molecular function: DNA-binding transcription factor activity; transcription cis-regulatory region binding.